UCGUGCGCUCUCUGUCACGGGGAGGGGAAGGAACUCGCUGUGUUCGGAUUUCUCUCCCUUCUUUCGGCUGGCGAUAGUUGUGAGCCGCCCGGCCUGCUAGUGUUGAGCCAAUAGGCGAUCAUUAUUGCUUUUACUUAUCAAUAGAACACACGUACACACACACGUGCACACACACGUACACACACACGUGACUAUGACGACACGAGGUUGAAGGCAUGGGUGACUGUGUUUUGUUGAAUUGGACUCGAAUCGUCGAACUUUUCAUCGUUGUUUUCAUCGUCGUGUGCCAUGCCAACGAGAACGCCAAACGCCUGUACGAUGACCUGUUGCGAAGGAGUGGUUACAACAAACUUAUUCGGCCAGUCGGCAACAACACGGACAAGCUUGUGGUCAAGAUGGGUAUUCGAUUAUCACAGCUUAUCGAUAUCGACGAGAAGAAUCAGAUCAUGACGACUAACGUUUGGCUUCGACAGGAGUGGACAGACAAAAAACUCACCUGGCUAGCGGCGGAGUACGGGGGCGUUGACCACCUGUACGUGCCCUCUGAGCACAUCUGGCUCCCGGACAUCGUGCUUUACAAUAACGCAGAUGGCAACUACGAGGUGACCCUUAUGACGAAAGCGACGAUUCACUCCAACGGCCACGUGGUGUGGGAACCCCCUGCCAUCUACAAAAGUUCGUGCACCAUUGAUGUGGAGUUCUUUCCCUUCGACGAGCAAAGGUGCAAGAUGAAGUUCGGAUCUUGGACCUACGACGGCGACCAGGUCGACCUUGUCCACAUCUGCGCCAAAACCAACGAAGCCAACGUCACCAUCAAAAACGGCAUCGACCUGCGCGACUUCUACCCGAGCGUGGAGUGGGACAUCCUGGAGGUGGACGCCGUCAAGAACAUCCGCAUGUACCCGUGCUGCAGCGAGCGGUACCCGGACAUCACAUUCAGCGUGCGCAUGCGCCGUAAGACCCUGUUCCACACCGUCAACCUGAUCAUCCCCUGCGUGGCCAUCUCGUGCUUGACGGUGCUGGUGUUCUACCUGCCCUCCGACAGCGGGGAGAAGAUCACUCUCUGUAUCUCCAUCCUCCUGUCUCUCACUGUCUUCUUCCUCCUCCUGGCAGAGAUCAUCCCUCCCACCUCUAUCGUCGUCCCUCUCAUCGGGAAAUACCUCCUCUUUACCAUGAUCCUUGUAACUCUCUCCAUCAUCGUCACUGUUAUCGUACUCAACGUCCACUUCCGGUCACCGGCUACACACAGCAUGUCCCCCUGGGUGAGGCGGGUGUUUCUCAGCAUCCUACCGCGGCUGCUCGUUAUGCGCCGGCCGCAUCAAGAACCGGAAGAACCAGUUUCGCCGAAGAAGGUUGUGAUACGAACAUGUAACGGACUCGAUAUCCGUAACCAGGCGGAGGAUCUGAGGUCAAGGUCACAGGUCGGGUAUGGUUACGAGGAAAAGGUGUCGCCCAGGUUACGUCGACCGCAUAACAUGGAGGAACUUUUGAGCAUGGAGUUGGGGGACGACAGCCCCGGUGCCGUGCGGCGCGCCAGGUAUUCCAAGGAGAUCAUGGACGCCAUCGACUCGGUGACUUUCAUAGCCGAGCAUUUAAAGAACGAGGACAGGGAUUCGUCGCUACCGAGGAUCUGGCGUCGCAAGUACCCGAUCAUGGAGGACUGGAAGUAUGUAGCCAUGGUGCUAGACAGGUUGUUCCUGUGGAUCUUCACCACGGCCUGUGUGGUUGGCACCUUCGGUAUCAUCCUGCAAGCCCCGACCCUGUACGACGAGAGGACGGCCUUGACCCCUGUUGACCCCAGCAUCAGCUGCUACUCGGCUCACUCGUCCAGAUGACCUAGUGGUCCCCGUGACCUAGUUCGAGUUGACCUUGUGGUCCAGAUGACCUUGUGGCCGACUCACCUUUCACCUGAGUAAGCUGACCAGACGAUAGACAUAACGCUAGACUCACGUCUGGGAAUGUCAGUCUCUCACGCUAUAGCGGUCAUGCGCAGUAGUGGUAGUCGAUGACCUAGAGUAAUUAGCAUAGAUAGCCCCGCCCAUCGACAAGAUUUCAAGAUGAACAUAUUGUUGAUCUCGUGAUUUGACUUUUUGUUUCUUGAAUAUUUAUCCGGGAAUAUUUAGGGAGUCAUGUGACUGAAUGCCCCACCCCUAAAAGUGACUUUCUUCACUCUAAAUCUACUGCCAAUGUUAUGUACCUAUACAUUGUCUCUUUAACACUUAGUUAUAUCUAUGUUAAGCUUAGGAUUUGUUUGUUAGUUUCCACUACAAGCCAGACAUGUGACCUUAUAUUGUAUGUCACUGCGCAUGCCUGUCAUGGCCCACGUCACAACACUUGACAUACAGAUCUUUUCAGUGACGUCCUGAGCCUGUAAGUUUCUACAAGUAGGUUUUUAGUUUGCGCGUCAAAAGUUAAUAAAUUCCGAGGGUUCCAACCACCGGAAGUAAUUUUUGUGGCUUGGUUGCUAGGGUAAACAAAUUUUAACCUGGAGAUUUCCUAGAGUGCGAUGCUCGAGUCAGAGUUGAACAUCCCCGCUAGCCAUUCCUGCACUCAGUCUGGUAGUAGUCUCUACCCUCAGGCUAGUGGGGUGAGCAGAGGCACUUCAAAGCUUGACCUGUGGCCAGUGGGGGGUGAGCAGAGGCACUUCAAAGCUUGACCUGGGGCCGGCACUUGUGGUAAACAGGUACUUAUACCACGUGAGUGGCCCGGGGAUAGCGCUCUUCUCUGCUCGUGAAGCAGAUAUAAGUUUCCUGACGUCGUCUCUUGAUCUUCUGUUGUGUGGGGCUGGUCACACGUACGACUUGUGCCGUGUUGGGUUGGUCUCGAGUAGUACUUGUUCUGUGUGAGAUUAGCCCCACAUAGAUCUUGUUAUGUGUGAGAUGUGUUACUAUAAACUUGUAUCGGUAAAUCUACUUUAACUUCUCAGCAAAACUAGAUUACCUUUUGGUUUAACACCCUGGGGACGGGGAUCAAUGCUGUGUAUGGGUGGGAUAUAGUCAAAUCUGAUGUAGGGUGGGAGUGUUUACGUUACAACUCCCGUGGGUAGUCUUAGUUACAGCUCCCGUGGGGUAGACCUAGUUACAGCUCCCGUGGGUAGCCUUACAGCUCCCGUGGGGUAGUCUUACAGCUCCCAUGGUAGUCCUAGUUACAGCUCCCGUGGGUAGUCUUACAGCUCCGUGGGUAGUCCUAGUUACAGCUCCCGUGGGGUAGACCGUUACAGCUCCCGUGGUAGUCUUAGUUACAGCUCCCGUGGUAGUCUUAGUUACAGCUCCCAUGGGGUAGACCGUUACAGCUCCCGUGGUAGUCUUAGUUACAGCUCCCGUGGUAGUCCUAGUUACAGCUUUCUGCUGUCUUUAACAGCUGCUGCGACGUCUUGUGUUCGCUGGACCAUGACGAGCCGGAUCCUGUAGAUUCCAGUCAUUAAGGUGGCUUUAUUAGAUGUUAAUUAGACAUCAGUCGAGCAGAUCACGUGACAACCUCACAUCUCAUCUGUGUGCUGGUUGUGUACGGGCGGUCA
Messenger RNA from Physella acuta, 3517 nucleotides. RefSeq names its product acetylcholine receptor subunit alpha-like. Gene Ontology annotation, cellular component: postsynaptic membrane. Gene Ontology annotation, molecular function: acetylcholine-gated monoatomic cation-selective channel activity; transmembrane signaling receptor activity. Gene Ontology annotation, biological process: monoatomic ion transmembrane transport. The record is from RefSeq and is a predicted model, not a curated record. Lineage: Eukaryota; Metazoa; Mollusca; Gastropoda; Physidae.